GGAAUAGAAUAAAAGUACUAUUAAUGUGUGAAGACCAAUGCAUGAUUGAAGGAAUUUUCUUUUUGAGCCAUCUUUUGCAUUUAUCUAGAAAGAUGUUAAUGGUGUAAUGGAUCUUUGCUUUAAUUAUAUAUUCUUUGCUUUGCUUUCUUUUUUUGAACCAUUGUUUAAAGAAUAAAGAUGCUUCUUCUUUUUUCAAGUCAGUUUACUACUUCCUCUCUGAUUCAAUUCUGACAUAACCAAGUUUUCAUUGAAUCUUUCAAAACCUACUCUUUACUUACUUUUCUACUUUAAGGUAGGAACAAAACUUGAUCAAAUUUUCAUUGAUCCUUCUACUCAAUGGAAAAUAUAACUUUGUUUAGUUUGGUUUUGUUCUUCUUCAUGUGGACUUCAGUAACUGGUUUGCUUUCUUCUAAAGGUGUCAACUAUGAAGUUCAAGCUUUAAUAGGAAUUAAGAAUUCUCUGGUAGAUCCUCAUUCUGCUUUAAAUAAUUGGGAUGCUGAGUCUGUUGAUCCUUGCAACUGGGCUAUGAUCACUUGUUCUUCUGAUCGUUUCGUCGUUGCUCUUGGAAUUCCAAGCCAGAAUAUAUCAGGUACACUCUCAUCAAGCAUAGGUUCCUUACCAAACCUUCAAACUGUGCUGUUGCAGGAUAAUAAUAUCACAGGACCAAUUCCAUCUGAGAUUGGAAAGCUUCAAAAACUUCAAACACUUGAUCUUUCUGACAAUUUCUUCACUGGUCAGCUUCCAGAUACUCUUUCUCAUAUGAGGGGUCUCCAUUAUUUGCGGCUAAACAAUAACAGUCUUUCUGGACCAAUUCCUUCCUCAGUGGCUAACAUGUCACAGCUUGCCUUUCUGGAUCUCUCUUUUAAUAACUUGAGUGGACCUGUACCAAGAUUAAAUGCUAAAACAUUCAAUAUUGUAGGCAAUCCCCAGAUAUGUGCCACUGGAGGAAUUGAGCAAAACUGUUUUAGAACAACAUUAAUUCCUUCUGCUAUGAAUAAUAACUCUCAAGAUUUACAAUCCUCUAAUCGACCAAAAAGUCACAAAGCUGCCUUAGCUUUUGCUUCAAGCCUAAGCUGCAUCUGCUUACUAAUUCUGGGAUUUGGCUUUCUUCUCUGGUGGAGACAAAGAUAUAACAAGCAAAUAUUCUUUGACACGAAUGAACAAUACCGCGAAGAGAUUUGCCUUGGAAACCUGAAGAAGUUUCAUUUCAGAGAACUUCAAGUUUCUACAAAUAACUUCAGCAGCAAAAACUUAGUUGGAAAAGGUGGUUUUGGGAAUGUUUACAAAGGUUGUCUUCGAGAUGGUACAGUUAUAGCCGUAAAAAGGCUUAAAGAUGGUAAUGCAGUUGGUGGUGAGAUCCAAUUCCAAACUGAACUAGAGAUGAUCAGUUUAGCUGUUCAUAGGAAUCUUCUUCGCCUCUACGGAUUUUGCAUGACAGCUACGGAGAGGCUCUUAGUAUAUCCUUAUAUGUCGAAUGGUAGUGUCGCUUCUCGUCUCAAAGGCAAGCCAGCUUUAGACUGGGCAACAAGGAAGAGAAUAGCAUUAGGAGCAGGAAGAGGGUUACUAUAUUUACAUGAACAGUGUGAUCCAAAGAUAAUUCACAGAGAUGUUAAAGCAGCAAAUAUAUUGCUAGAUGAUUAUUGUGAGGCUGUAGUAGGAGACUUUGGAUUAGCAAAACUAUUGGACCACAGAGACUCACAUGUGACAACAGCAGUGAGAGGAACUGUAGGACACAUAGCCCCUGAAUACCUAUCAACAGGACAAUCCUCAGAGAAAACAGAUGUAUUUGGAUUUGGAAUUCUUCUGCUUGAAUUGAUUUCUGGACAAAGAGCUCUUGAAUUUGGGAAAGCUGCUAACCAGAAAGGAGCUAUGCUUGAUUGGGUAAAGAAAAUACAUCAAGAGAAAAAAAUUGAUGUGUUAGUAGACAAGGACUUGAAAAACAAGUAUGAUAGGAUAGAGUUAGAUGAAAUAGUUCAAGUGGCUCUUUUAUGUACUCAGUACCUUCCAAGUCACAGGCCAAAAAUGUCAGAAGUAGUUAGAAUGCUUGAAGGAGAUGGACUUGCAGAGAAAUGGGAAGCGUCACAAAGAGCUGAAUCAACACGAAGUAGAGGAAAUGAACUCUCGUCUUCAGAACGUUAUUCUGAUCUUACUGAUGACUCUUCUUUGCUUGCACAAGCAAUGGAACUUUCAGGACCAAGAUAACAUAUAAUGUCUUGUAUUGUCUAUGUAUGUGUUACAUUCAAAAUUAUGCUAGUUUUUUUUUACUGUACAGAAUCUGAUUGGAGACACUGACGUAUAGAUGUUUGUUUGGUAAUGUGUUUUGAUCAACUAUGGAGGGAUGGUUUCACUCAAGGUCCUUCGGAUUGUUGGAAUAAUGUUUAUAAAUAGUUUGUACUAAAAACUAUUGAUCUUAUUUUCAGAUUUGUUUCA
Molecule: messenger RNA, 2430 nt
Organism: Medicago truncatula (barrel medic)
Lineage: Eukaryota; Viridiplantae; Streptophyta; Magnoliopsida; Fabales; Fabaceae
Product: protein NSP-INTERACTING KINASE 2
Exons: 11
Coding region: 337-2202 (621 amino acids)
Biological process (GO): protein phosphorylation
Molecular function (GO): ATP binding; protein kinase activity; protein binding
Source: RefSeq, a predicted model, not a curated record